Molecule: messenger RNA, 2573 nt
Organism: Clarias gariepinus (North African catfish)
Lineage: Eukaryota; Metazoa; Chordata; Actinopteri; Siluriformes; Clariidae
Gene: fam110c
Product: family with sequence similarity 110 member C
Exons: 2
Coding region: 133-1125 (330 amino acids)
Source: RefSeq, a predicted model, not a curated record
UCGACCCUACAAAGAGUAGCUACAAAGUCCAGAUCUCUCUCACUUACUGAACUUGUGAAUCAGUUUAAACCUCGUUUGUAAUGUUAUAACUGUGUGAGUGUGUGUGUGUGUGAGAAAGGUGAGAGGUGCACAAUGCUGGGCGCGUCGCGAAUUCUGGAGAAGGGGCCCGGGUACUUGAGGAAGCAGAUGGAGCUGCAACGUGGGGGCAAUGGGCGCGUAAGUGCAACGGAAAGACUGGCAGCCACCAAGCCCAACUACGUCAAGACUCCACAGGUGACAGGUUCAUCCCCUGCUUCCACCCCGGAGCCGGUUACCGGUGACACAGGGUCCCCCUGCGGCCCAGGGCCCACCGAGCAGAGCACACCGACGUCCAGUACACCGACGUCCAGUACACCCGAGCAGCAGGAAAUCAGCGUGAAGCGGAACAGCUCCAAAAGCAGACCAGACUCGGUGUUACUGUACAGGCAGAAGUGCGACCUGCGCAGGGGAGCUCCGGGUGCGAACUACCGGCGCAAGCGCACACUGCUGAAAUCACUGAGAGAGAGGAACAAUGUGGGCGCUCCGGUCUCAGCGGGUCCGACUGCUGACAGUUCAUCCGACUCGGACCAAGGACAGGAGUGUAAGAAUGAUGGAGAUAAAGGUAAAGAUAACGAUAAUGAGGGCCUUGUGUUGCGGCGGCGCCCUGAGCGCAUCAACCUGGCCAGGAGAGCCAUUGAAAGAGGGGAAGGAGGAGGGCCCGAGUCGGACCGUGCCAGGAAAGGGGUGUCACGGUCGCAUUCCGACAUCAGCUCGCGCUACUCCAAAAACUUCGCCGACUUCGACGCGUUUUUCACCUACUGCGGCCUGGAGAGCGACGUCGUGGAGACCCUGGGCAAGGACAACUUCUCCUCGCGCUCGGAUGAGCGUGACCUUUCCUACGCAAAGAUCCGGAGCGUAAGCGUGGCAACAUCAGAUGGAGAGAUUUCACACACCAGCGGUGAUGCCGAUGGGCUUCAUGAGGAAGAAGUGAAAGAGACACGGCAGCAAGGUUCAUCAGUUAUAGAGCGCAACGCUCGAGUCAUCAAAUGGCUGUACACCUGCAGAAAUGCAAGUCAGUCUGGGAAAAUGCUGCGAGAUCUGGAUUAGUCGCAAAAUCCUGAACACCUGCGGUCAUUAACACCAGGUGUAAAUGCUGCACUGGCAGGGAAGAAAUCCAGAUGUGCGUACAACAUCUGCAACUCCUUCACCACCUGAAAUAUUUCUUCUGCAUGGCCUGAUGAUACUUUUUAAGGUGUUUUUUUACAGGGUUGAGAGGUUGAAUUCAGCAGCAACUACAGUACUCUAAUUACCUCCAGAGGAGUGAUGAGAUGUCUUUUUGCUAACAAUAUAAAUGAGAAAGAGUACCUGCACUUUUCCGAACCAGAUGUUACGCAGAGGUUCAGUUUACACGUCCCAGAUGAAUGCUGCAUCAAGAUGGAAUAAUUCCCCACAUACAACUAGAAAAAGUUACAGAAAAUGUCACCAUAGCUUGCAAUUUCAAUUUGCAAACUGAUGGUCUACAAGUCCACUACCAGUUCCUUUUCAUGUUCCAAAAGUGACACCCCAAUCAACAUGGCUGCUAAUACUGCAUUUAUUUAUGUUAUUUCAUAACAUAAAUUACAACAGACCAAAUAUAUGAUUGUUAGGCUUAUUUCUAGACCAUUUGUGCUAAAAGUUUAAAAAAUGUUUCUUAUUAUUUUGGUAGAUACUUUCAGCUGACCAUGCGAGUCACUGGGAUUCCCCUCGCGAAACCAAAACAUUAAACCUGUGUGUUUGAUUUCGUUAUGCUUUACAUUGUAUUUUUGUGAGAAAGGUGUAUAAGAUUCAUUUUGUCAGACUUACGAACUAAUCCGACUUAUGAACGUGCUUUCCGCAACGGAACUUAUUCGUAAGUCUGGGACUUAAUACACUUGAGUUAAUCUAUGACGGUCCAUUGCGAUGCCGAAAUUUUGAAAUCAGGGCAGCCAAUGGCCAACAUGUUGGUUGUACAGGUACUAUAUAAUAUAAAUGUAAAACUGAAAUAAAAACAUGACCUAUCGUUCGCCUUUGUAUAAACAAUGGUAUAAACAAUGAGUGCGUAAGAUAUCUACAGUAUUUUAAAAAACCUUCAAAAAUAAUACCAAUUCUCCAUAGUUUUUGGAAUUUGGUGGUUUCACACUUUCAAUAUUGUCUUUUUGUUGUUGUUUUGGAACUGGAAAGAAACUAGGCUUUAAUGGUCUUGGUCCUAAUUUAUUAGAAAUUAGGUCAUUUCAAGUAUUUUAUUUUUAUAUAUUGUAUCAGGGUGAAAAAACAUACAGCAACAAUUUACUAGUAUACUGUACACCAGCGUACAUAUUUAUAGGCAUGUGUGUUAUUUCCUGUUCAAGACUUUUAGCACUUCCUGUGCUGCGAAGGCCACCAAAGAUUUUAUUAUGCCGUUUGGGCUGAGAGCAGCAAUAGCUUGAAAAAAAUUUAUGUGUCAUCAGGUAGAAAUAAAUAUGAAUAUAUUAACAAUUACAUAGAUUUAUUACAAUUGCACAGUUAUGUAUGGUUACAGUAUUGUUUGUCAAUAAAAA